GCGUGGCCUUGUGGGCGCCGUAGUUUUCCCUUUUGUCGCCGGCUCCUCCCCAUCCCUUCCGCUCUCGGCUCCCCUGGGACUGCGUUUCCCGUGGUGCGCCGGGGUCGGCUUCCGGUGCAGGUACGGGUCGGUGCACGCGGCGGCAGUGGCGGCACCCGGGUGACUUUGCUUGGGGGCCAUGGAGGGCAGCUUCGGCUCAGACUUCGGGGGUGCGGCGGGGGCCGGGGGCGGGAAGCUGGACCCAGGGCUCAUCAUGGAGCAAGUGAAGGUGCAGAUCGCCGUGGCCAACGCGCAGGAGCUGCUGCAGAGGAUGACGAACAAGUGUUUCCGGAAGUGCAUUGGGAAGCCCGGCAGCUCCUUGGACAACUCCGAGCAGAAGUGCAUCGCGAUGUGCAUGGAUCGGUACAUGGACGCCUGGAAUACAGUGUCCCGAGCCUACAACUCAAGGUUGCAGCGGGAGCGAGCCAACAUGUGAGGCAUGUGCUCUUUUAGUGGACAUGCAGAACUCUAGCUGUGUUGUCCAGACCUCAGAGUGGGUCGGCCCUGGAUACCACCAGGGAGCUCAUUCUCUCACCCUCCCUUCUGACAAGGUGCUUUGAGAAUGAAAGGCAUAAGACAGGGGCAGGGGGGGUGAUUCAUGAAAUUUGGCUCGAUCCCUUGGUGAUUCCCCACCCCCUUCUCAACACACUAAUAAAAGCCCUGUUUGUGGA
Molecule: messenger RNA, 710 nt
Organism: Dromiciops gliroides (monito del monte)
Lineage: Eukaryota; Metazoa; Chordata; Mammalia; Microbiotheria; Microbiotheriidae
Gene: TIMM13
Product: translocase of inner mitochondrial membrane 13
Exons: 3
Coding region: 179-475 (98 amino acids)
Source: RefSeq, a predicted model, not a curated record